GCUGCUGCUGCCAGCAGGUAGAACUGCCUCACCCACCUCUGGCUUCAGGAAGCACAUCAGAGCCAAACCUGAAAGAUCUGCAGCAAGAGUGGGUGCUUCUGCCACAGCCGCUUUCCAAUCUGGCUCUGCAAGGAGGCACACAGUACAAUUCCUGCUAGCUGCAGUGACAAUAGCAGAUCGGAUUUAUCAGUCACUUACCUAUGUGGAGCCCUGUCACCAGUGGCCAUCCAAUGAUCCUGGGCUGCUUACUGCCUCGGUUCCAGGAGAGGUGCUGGGCUUUGAGUUGUAGAGGAAUCAAGAGAAUUGCAGGCCAGAGAGAGCAAACUGAGGCCUGGGACAAGCAUACCUCAGAGGAGCUGAAGGUGCCCUUUGCCAGGACUGCAACUGGGACCUUUUUUCAAGAGCAACCCAAGAUUGGGAAUCCAUAUCUGGAAGAUGCUUUUCUUCAGGGUUACUUGAAAGCGCACCUCCCUUCCAAGGUGCUAGAGGAGGUGAGCCUGGACCUAGAGAGGUUUGGGGCCCGUGUGGUAGCUGAGAUUGACUCUCUGGGGCGUGAGUGUGAGUUGAACCCCCCUGCACUGCAGCAGUACAAUGCCUGGGGGCAACGUGUGGACCACAUCAUCACCUGCCCAGCCUGGAAGAGGUUGAAAGAGAUUGCAGCAGAGGAGGGGUUAGUUGCUGAGGCCUACGAGCGGAGAUACGCCAACUGGAGCCGUGUGCAUCAGAUCACCAAGUUAUACUUAUAUGCAGCCUCUUCUGGCUUAUUCUCCUGCCCACUGGCCAUGACCGAUGGAGCAGCCAAAGUUAUUGAGACUCUGGGUAUAUCUGGGCCUCUGGAAAAAGCCUUUGGUCACCUGACAUCUCGUGACCCAAGGAAGUUCUGGACCUCUGGCCAGUGGAUGACUGAACGCAGAGGAGGCUCUGAUGUUGGUUGUAGCACUGAGACAGUGGCCAGAGAGCAGGCAGAUGGCACAUAUUGCCUCUACGGCUUUAAAUGGUUCACAUCUGCCACCGAUGCAGACAUGACGCUGACCUUGGCAAGGAUCAUGGAUGUUCAUGGAGAAGUAGAACAGGGCUCCAGAGGCCUGUCCCUGUUCUUCAUGGAAGUCCGAGAUAAGGAGGGAAAGCUGAAUGGCGUUGAGGUGCAAAGGCUCAAGGAGAAGCUGGGCACAAGGCAGGUGCCAACAGCUGAACUGCUGCUGGAUGGAGCCAAGGCACACCGGAUCUCUGCUGAAGGUCGGGGAGUGGCCUCCAUUGCCAACAUGUUGACCAUAACUAGGAUCCACAAUGUCAACAGCUCAGUGUCUGUCAUGAAGAGGAUCAUCAAUCUGGGCAGAGACUAUGCCAGCAAGAGGGUUGCUUUUGGGAAGUUCUUAAAGGACCACCCCCUACACAUGCAGACCAUGGCCCGGAUGGAGGUGCAAAGAAGAGGGGCUUUUCUACUGCUCAUGGAGAUAGCCAGGCUCCUUGGAUUAGAGGAAACCAGCAUGGCAAGUGAGCGGGACCGGCUUCUUCUCCGGUUGCUGACACCAGUUGCCAAGCUCUACACCGGGAAACAGGCUAUUGCUGUUAUUUCUGAAGGGCUGGAGUGCUUUGGAGGGCAGGGCUACAUGGAGGACACAGGCUUGCCAGUCGCACUUCGAGAUGCCCAGGUGCUGACCAUAUGGGAGGGAACCACAAAUAUCCUCUCACUUGAUGUCCUGCGCUCCCUUACCAAGAGCCAAGGACAGGCAUUAGUUGCCUUCUUCUCUGCAGCGCAGGGAAAGGUGGAGCUGGCUUCCAACAUUAAAGACCUGGAGUCUGCUGUGCAGCGAAUGCAGUCCGCUAUCAGCAAGCUUGAAGAGUUCUCUCAGAGAGUUGGCUCAAAGGGGCCAUCUGGCAUGGAGCUAGCAGCAAGAGAUUUUGCCUAUACACUAGCAAGGAUCUACACAGGAGCUCUCUUGCUUGAACAUGCAGCCCGACCUGGCGCCUCUUUCACAGACAUCUUCACUGCCCAGAGGUGGUGCACACAGGAUCUCUGCCCUGUAGCCACAGAAGAAGCAACUGGCUCUUACAAUCCUGAGGUGGCUUCCCUGGAUACCUCCUUGGUUUAUGAAGGAAGCCCAGUUUUGGAAGGAUGUAACCAGAACUAACUGAGAAAAUCCAGCCCCACUUUGGAAAAGGAAAGACUGACUUACAGCAUCUAGGGCAGUUAUUUCAGUUGGAGGGCCACUUAAUGAGUUUUGGUGAUCUGCCGAGGGCUGCACACACAAAAUCUUUCAGAAGAUAUCAUCUUGAUAAAUUAUAGCUAAAAACAAAUCAUACUAAAAAGCAAAUAUCUACUGUAACAUAUUUUAUUUCAAAAUAUUUUUUGUCCUGAUUUAUGUUUUCUUUUUUAGUAGUAUAUAUACAGAUGAUUGCAUAGUAGCUCAAAAUAAAGUGUUGCUCUUUUA
This is a messenger RNA of Alligator sinensis (Chinese alligator), 2432 nucleotides long. RefSeq names its product acyl-CoA dehydrogenase family member 11-like. NCBI's taxonomy places the organism in Eukaryota, Metazoa, Chordata, Crocodylia, Alligatoridae. The transcript has 15 exons. Gene Ontology annotation, molecular function: oxidoreductase activity, acting on the CH-CH group of donors. Bases 201 to 2132 code for a protein of 643 amino acids. The record is from RefSeq and is a predicted model, not a curated record.